Lytechinus variegatus (green sea urchin) is the source of this 690-nucleotide messenger RNA. The record is from the annotation of a RefSeq genome assembly. NCBI's taxonomy places the organism in Eukaryota, Metazoa, Echinodermata, Echinoidea, Temnopleuroida, Toxopneustidae.
AUGGCAACUUGAGCACAAUUUGGUCUACAAGAUGCUUCCUCCCCUCUAAUGGAGGAGCUUACAUACUUUCACGAUUACGCCCUCAUUGUUUUAACUCUUAUAACAAUUCUAGUUUUCUAUGGGCUAGCCUCUCUGCUUGUCUCCUCCAGCACUAACCGAUUCUUCUUAGAAGGACAAGAGCUAGAAACAAUUUGAACAGUUAUACCAGCCCUGAUUCUAAUCUUUAUUGCCCUCCCAUCACUUCAGCUCCUCUACCUAAUGGACGAGGUUAAAGAUCCCUUUCUAACCAUAAAGGCCAUUGGACACCAGUGAUAUUGAAGCUAUGAAUAUACAGACUACAAAGACUUAGAAUUUGACUCCUACAUGGUUCCAACCUCAGAUAUCUCCCUUAGAGACGCCCGACUGCUAGAAGUUGACAACCGACUAAUACUACCCAUGCAAAACCCCAUCCGAGUGCUUGUCUCUUCCGCAGACGUUCUUCACUCAUGAGCCGUUCCCUCUCUAGGAGUAAAGAUGGAUGCGGUACCAGGCCGGCUAAACCAAACUACAUUCUUUGCUGCCCGAACAGGACUCUUCUACGGACAAUGCUCAGAAAUUUGCGGCGCAAACCACAGAUUCAUGCCCAUUGUAAUAGAAUCUGUUCCUUUUAACACCUUCGAAAACUGAGUCGCACAAUACCUAGAAGAAUAA